ACCGAUCACUCCCAGCGACAUUACUACUCACUGCACCUUCGUCGGAGAUAUUCAUUAGCGAGAGACUGAGAGAGAGAGAUGGCUGAAACAGCGAGAAGACAAGGCGGUGGGCGGCCAUUGCCGCCUCUUCCGAGAGGCGUCAAUCAACCUCCUCGCGUUAAAUCCGAACCUGUCGAUCGUGAGAAGACAUGUCCUCUGCUUCUUCGCGUUUUUACGAAGAGUGGUGGUCAUCAUACUAAGGAAGAUUAUGCUGUGAGAGGCAAAGAACCAAAGGAUGAAGUUCAAAUUUACACUUGGAAAGAUGCUAAUCUUCGCGAGUUAACUGAUUUGGUCAAAGAAGUCUCUGUAGCAGCUAGGAGAAGAGACGCAAGGUUGUCUUUUGCGUUUGUUUAUCCAGACAAGAAUGGCCGUUUCAUUGUGAGACAGGUUGGUCAGACGAUGUCUUAUCCAAACCGAAAACAACCAGACGACAGUAAAACACUCGCUGACCUUCAUUUCGAGAUUGGAGAUUAUCUGGAUGUAGCAAUCUACUAGGAGGAGGUUUCUGUUUCUCGUCAAAUGAGAUUUUAGGUGUAUGUGUGGACAAAGGAAAAAACACAUUCAUGGUUUUUCCCGUUUCAAAACUUAGUUCAGACGACAUUUUAUGUCUAAUAUAUGUGGUGUAAUGAGUUUAAACGAGAUUUAAACAAUUCAAAUGAUGUUUUGUUUGAAUGGGUAACCAAAUGUUGGAUU
This is a messenger RNA of Raphanus sativus (radish), 732 nucleotides long. Its product is annotated as histone deacetylase complex subunit SAP18. The record is from RefSeq and is a predicted model, not a curated record. The transcript is spliced from 6 exons. Gene Ontology annotation, biological process: negative regulation of DNA-templated transcription. Bases 79 to 534 code for a protein of 151 amino acids. NCBI's taxonomy places the organism in Eukaryota, Viridiplantae, Streptophyta, Magnoliopsida, Brassicales, Brassicaceae. Gene Ontology annotation, cellular component: nucleus. Gene Ontology annotation, molecular function: transcription factor binding; transcription corepressor activity.